This is a messenger RNA of Micropterus salmoides (largemouth bass), 4031 nucleotides long. It is a transcript of the gene ensab, whose product is annotated as endosulfine alpha b. Lineage: Eukaryota; Metazoa; Chordata; Actinopteri; Centrarchiformes; Centrarchidae. The transcript is spliced from 3 exons. Gene Ontology annotation, molecular function: protein phosphatase inhibitor activity. Gene Ontology annotation, cellular component: cytoplasm. Bases 141 to 491 code for a protein of 116 amino acids. The record is from RefSeq and is a predicted model, not a curated record.
AUCUCGUUACGCCAUUUUUGUUGGGGAGCAGUCGUGUCCAGAAAAGGAGGAUUAGAUUCAGUACAGGUACAUCAAACGGUACCUUAUAUAUUUAUCUCUUUGAAUAGUCUGGCGAACGUGACAUUACUAUCACACCCACAAUGUCGUCAGAAAACCUGGACUCGGACACUCAGGUGGACUACGAGGACGAAAAACAGGACUCCCAGGAGAAGAAUGCAAACCCGGUGAAGGCAGAAGAGGCAAAGCUGAAAGCCAAGUACCCCGGCCUGGGCCAGAAGCCCGGCGGCUCAGACUUUCUGAUGAAGAGACUACAGAAGGGGCAAAAGUACUUCGACUCGGGCGACUAUAACAUGGCCAAAGCGAAGAUGAAGAACAAGCAGCUUCCCGUGGCGGGGCCCGACAAGAACCUGGUGACUGGCGACCACAUUCCCACGCCGCAAGAUCUGCCACAGAGGAAGUCCUCCUUGGUGACCAGCAAGCUAGCAGGCUAGCCUCCACCAUCGUAGAAGCACCCCCCCCCGACCCCGCCCCCGGGGAUCCCAGCAAAUGUCCGUCGUCCUCCUCACCCAUAUCCCCAAUAUGCCCCACCACCUCCCCUCUCUUCCCUUUUCAUCCCCAGGCACCACUGGCUUUAAUAUGUCGGGCAGAGUUGUGUAAGUUAAAACUCCAUUUGCUUGUAUGUGGGUGGGGCGGGGUGGGAGGGAUGGAGGUUUAGGUGGCCCAUGAGGUCGCAGCCUUCUCUGCCCUCCCACCACGCACAGCUCUGCCUCCUCUGCGCACUCGGCUCUACCGCCUCUCUUAUAUCUUGGUUUUCAAUGUUCCAAGAUGCAGAUCACAGUAGGCGUGUGUCAUCAGGCAGGGGUUGGAUGGGGUGAGUUAAUGCACUUUGUAGUCUGUAUAGUAUGCUUUGUUUGGGGGUUUUUUGCAUCCUAAAUGACACCAAAAUAAUGUGUGUAAGGGAAUUAGGAACCAUGAUUGCAGCGUGUUCUUUGAUCUUUAUGUUCCCUAUCUAUCCUGGUGGCUGGCUUCAGUGGGAGGAGGAAAAUGUAUGUGAAUAAUUGCUUGUACACCAAAUCUGCAGCUGCCUAGCUUGAGAGUUCUUUAGCAUUCGCUGACACCAUAUUGGGAAAUGGGGGAAAUGAAUGGAGGCUUCCUUUCAUCUCAUCCUCCUGUCACUUUUCGUCGAACAAACCCAGAGGUCAUCUGCUGCAGCUCAGCCAAACAGGGAUUUUCCCCCUCUCUGCUCCUGUUGCUUUAAUUCUUGACUCCCUUUGCUCCUGUUCUCUCUCUAAAUAUGCUGCAUGAUUGUAACAUGUAACAAAAAAAGAAAUGUAACAUGUUUUUUAACGGGAGCGGGGCAUCUGCUUAAUGGUAGGAAGUAUCAAAACAAACACACACAAAGCCCUGAAACAUCCACAGUCACACUUCCUUCCCUCCUUUCCUGUUUGCUGUCCUGACAAUCCAUAUACACAUGCACCAGUUAGGGGCCCAGGGCAAGAGCCAGCUGAGUAUAUCCUUGUAUUAUUUUUAAUGGCUGGGAACCCUGCCGAUCUCUGAGUUUAGUUUUAGUGUGGUUGCUGUUGAGUUUCAUCAAGACUUGUGUUUACUAUGAGCCUAAAAGAUUUGUGGGUGGAUUGAAGGACCAUGCAUAGAGUGUAUGCUUCUGUAAAUAAUACUCAAACAGUCACGUAAUUUGCGAUAAGUCUGGCACUUUGAGGACUGGAUCAGCUAACAUGCCUGAGAGAAGUGGUUGUGCUAAAUCGACUCACUUGGGAUUACAUCUUGGGAUUUCUGGCUUGGAAGUUCUGUGCUUUAGCAACUGAGCCACAUUUCACACUGCAGCUAUUGGGCUCAGAGACCGUGGGUACCCUUGUCAUCUGGUUCUCAUAGUGAUGUGAUGAGGCAAACUAAAGCCCUGUUCUGGCUCGCAAUGUUUGGAUCUCAUGGAGGUAUGAAAAGUGAUGUAACCACCAUCCAGACAAUUUACUUUUUAAACACAGAUCCAAACAGUUAGCAUUUUUGUGUCAGACAUGAACAAGUGCAUUUUGACACGAGUGCUAUAUCAGAUCACAAAAGUCCCAUUAAAAAGACAAAGUAACACAGAUAUAGCCUUUGUGUUCCACAAUAACAAAAAUGUGCAGUGAAAAUUGUUUUCAGACAUGUAGGACAGAGUGAAAGAAUUGUUCUUUUUCUAGCUGCUUGUUAAAGCUAAAAAGGGACAAUGAUUUCUCUUUUUUUUUUUUUUUCUCAAUGUUUUAACACUUUCAGAAAAUAUUGAUCACAGUAAGAUGUUGUGGUUCCUCUGACAUAUUGCCCUCCAUGGCAGUUCAAUUAUGAAACACUAUCCUAAUUAUAAAAAAAAAAAAUGCUACUUUACUAUAGUAUAGACCUACUACCACUACCUGCGCACCAGAGAACAUUAUUUUUACCACCAAACUGACACACUGCACAGACUGAUCUUUGAUCUCAGGGGUGUCAGAGGGUAAACAGCAGGCAACCUGACAACCACAGGUGUCAGCCCUGCUGUCAAGAUCGUCACCGUGGGCUUAAUGUGGGACCCUGCGUGCCUGCUGGAUGUGCUCACUCCAACACUUGGCAAAGCAGAGAGAGAUUUUAUAACGCAUGGUGAGGGGGCAGUGUGAGCCCGUGCUCUAAUCUCUAGUCCCACCUGUUACUGUGGUUCGACUUCUGAAAGAGGUGAAUGGUGCGAUCAACAAAUCUGCAGACUUUGAAUGCGUGCCGUCGACACAGUCAAGAAUCUGAACUGGAUGCUGGCGCUCGCUGAGAAUCAGCCUCCUUGUAUAAUAAUGCUUCAGGGAACCUUCACAAAUGCACACUCCACCAUAUAGGCUAGGUGAUAGGGUGCAUGCACCAUCACAUCCUCAACCUCACUUGUUUUUCAUUGAGACUUAAAAAUGUGUCAAAUUUGCCGUGUGCAAAAGAGAACUGACCUGUACGUAUGUGCUUGUUAUGGUGUUGUAUGAAUGCUCUGCUUUUCUCUGUUCCAGCCAUUGUAAAUAGACUUCAACAGGAAGGGAUUUUUGUGUUGUUUCCCACCUGCUUUUCAAUUUUUUUUUUUUUUUUUCUGAUUCAAUGGUUCCGCUCUCCUUUCAUUUUAACACUACUUCUGCUUCAUCUUAGUGAAUUACAGGGGCUAUGUGAAUCUGUAUCAUAUGAAAAUAUGUGUAAAUGCUGCUGUAUCAUUCAAAGACAAAUCUAAGAGAUGAUACCCUGUAAAGAACACCUGUCCUCUUGAUUCUACCAGUCCGACUCUACUCUCCCCAAGUAUCUCUGUUUCAGAGUCAUAUAGCUCCUGUGUCAAAGUCCAUCCAGUUGAGACUGCGGUAAAGCGGAAUGUAAAUACUACACUACAUUUUAAUGGAAAAAAUACUAAAAGAAAAGGUCUUGAACACUUUGUCACUUUGACAUGAAUAUACAAUUUAGCAUCACAUCAUGGGUUUAAAAGCCUACAGUUCCCUGCUUUAAGUAAAGAUUACUAGAAGAAAUGGGGAAAAGAUACAACAUGUUCUAUGAAACAACAGUGGACAGGAGUUCUUGAAUGCUACUUGAUGUUUGGCUUUGCACAGAGAGAGCAGUUCAACGAGAGGAAAUAGCAGGGUAUGUUUCAAACCCAGCACACAGGGUGUCUCUCGUUCAGCUAUGAUAAACACGUGCCAGAAUGUAUAAUGAAAUGACAGGCUGUGUGCUCUGAAGUACUUUUGUGCUGCUUUUACCUUAUCUGUUUUCUUGUUGUUUUGCAAGUAUUAUUUUUUUUCCUCUUUGUUUUCUUGUGUUCUCUUAUUACAUAAUUAGUAUAUUUCAUCCUGGUCCAAGAUAACUGCAGGGAAAUCAGAGGCACCCUUGCUUCCAAGAAAAAAAAAAGGGUUUACAAGAUAAAGAGAAUGACUGGAGAACACAGGAACGAUUUUAAGACUUCAGAAAGUACAGGAGUACUUCGAAUGUUUCAGUUGUGUGGGAAUUGGUAAGAGGAUUUUUGUCAGUAUUUGAAAUAAACUUUUACAUUAAUAAGA